This is a messenger RNA of Bactrocera dorsalis (oriental fruit fly), 6632 nucleotides long. RefSeq lists its product as uncharacterized. The record is from RefSeq and is a predicted model, not a curated record. NCBI's taxonomy places the organism in Eukaryota, Metazoa, Arthropoda, Insecta, Diptera, Tephritidae. The transcript is spliced from 7 exons. The coding region runs from base 187 to 6537 and encodes 2116 amino acids. Gene Ontology annotation, molecular function: ATP binding; protein kinase activity. Gene Ontology annotation, biological process: protein phosphorylation; mitotic spindle assembly checkpoint signaling; meiotic sister chromatid cohesion, centromeric.
AUAAUUCUAAAUUAUUUAUUUGCGCCUUUUGAAGUUAUUUUAUGCUAACGGCUAACGGCUUAGAAAAUUUUAAUUCCUUCACUUAAUUUCGUAAAAAGUUUCGUUCUUCUGUGCUUAGUUAGAUAUUACUGAGAAAGCUGAAGUUUUAUGGAUUAAAAUUACUACAAAUAGUAACUUCUAUUUAUAAUGGAUUUUGAGGAUGCAAAAGAAAAUAUACAACCAUUGGCGGCUGGACGCAAUGCCAGUAUUUUACAUGCUUCUUUGCGUGUUGAGUCGCCACAAGAGUUAUUGGCUCGACGGCGAGAGUUAGAACAAGCCAUUCGAGAAUAUAGUGGUAAUGAUCCCCUCGAACCUUGGUAUGCAUAUAUUAGCUGGAUAGAGCAAAGUUUUCCUUCGGGUGGCAAAGAAUCUGGUUUAGAAGAAGUGCUAACAAAAUGCUUAUCUCAGUUUGAAAAUGAGGAACGCUAUUUCCAAGAUAGACGAAUGAUUAAAUUGUAUAUGAAAUUCAUUGAUAGUCAUCAGCAUCCGAUGGAAUGCUAUCAACAGUUAUUCAAUGCUGGAAUUGGUACAAUGAUUGCUGAUUUCUAUAUUUGCUGGGCGUAUCAUUAUGAUUUAUGUGGCAAUACACGCAAGGCAGACGAAAUAUUUCGUAGAGGCAUUGCAUGUCGUGCACAGCCUUUCGAAGAAUUACAAGAAGCACAUCAACAUUUCGGCUUCUCCGUUGCACAACGUUUAAUGUAUCAAGAUGACGACGAGGUAAAAGAAAGCACAAAACGUCAGUUCGAGGAAAGACGUUUAGCUUUAACGUCUUUACGAGGUCAUAGGCGUAAAGCAACUGUCGGCAGUGUACGCACGGGAUCUGCCGUGAAGAGUUAUGCACCGGGUACGGUACAGACUGGCGCUAGUUCUUCAAAACAAGAAAACACGCGCGUACAAGUCUUUCAAGAUGAAAAUAUCAAUCCUAAUUCACAACUAACAGCAACAGUAGCUGAACAAGAAAGUGCAUCUGAAGUUCCUAAAUCAGUUGUUCGUUCAAUUAUUGAUGCAGCACGAAACCAAGAAAAUCUUAAAGAGCCAGGACCAUGGAAUAAAGCACAUGAUAAGAAACUGUCUGGCAAACUCUUUAGUAAAAAGGAUAGGAAUACUGAUUUGGGUUUCAGUAUCCACGAGGAUACUGAGAUGGAAGAAGAAUAUGGUAAAAAACCUCUAGCACCGCCCAUUACGGAAGGAGAAAGAAAUUAUGAAAAGCCUUUUAAAUAUCCGAAAGAUUUUAAGAACAAAAAUUUACCCCAAAAGGAAUGGCUUACACCAGUAACGAUCGAAAAUGAGCCGGAUCCUCGAACUUUCCCACAGUAUAACAAAUGUUUUAUGUACCCACGACCAAAUAUAGAAUUUCAGCCAGAAGAGUAUCGAGCAUACCGUUGGUUUAAAAAACGUGGUAUUUCGAACAAUUUUACAGCAAAACGAGACACUUACUGGUGCAGCUACGAUGUUAAUAGAAAUGUAAGACAGUAUCCUAAUUUUGCGAAAACAUCCAGACCACAACGAUUGACAGAAAUAGACGCAUACUUCGAACCAGAAAAUAAGAAAGGAUUAAUGGUGUGCUUUAAGGAGUUAUAUGAUUCUUCCGAAAAGGUGGAAUACCAAGUAGAAGAGUUGAUGGCAAAACGUCUGCGUCGAUAUGAUACAAUAUUAAUGACAGCCGAUAUGGAUGAGACUGCAUGCGGCGUUAAUGAACGUGUACAGAGGCGCAAAAGCUUUUUUCCUUUACGCAAAUCGAUUAUGCCAAGACCUUCCAUCGUUCCCAUGGAAUCUAAAGAAGAUAUUGCGGUUGAAGAUAUACUCCAUAAAGAGUCUCUGAAAAUAACAAAUGUGCCCGAAACCUCGAAUGAAUCUAAUAAGCUCACCGUGCCACCAUCAACAAAAACAGGACUACCGUUCGAAAUUUUCGAAGACACAAUUAGCACAGCUACAAGCACUUCUCCAGCUGAUACUGUUAAUAAAGUUAGUUCAGUUUGCCAAGGACAAAAUCCUUCAACAGUUAAUUCCGAUUUCAAGUUUAAGACACCCGCUUUACCAACAAUAUCCACGUCUGUUGGAGGAAUAUCGAAAACCGCCAUAGAAAAUAAACUUGGUUUCGAAAUUUAUACUGAACCUUCUAUGAGUGAGUGUCAACCAUCUAGCACUGAAGGGGCUGCAGGGGGACCUAUAUUUGAUCCGGAAGAAACUUGUUCUACGCAAAUAUUCAACGUAUUUUUAAAAUCUCAGUCGGUUAGUACACCUAAGAUGGCACAGAAAGUGGCACCAAGACAAUUUGGAUCUAUUUUGAAGAGUGUGCCGAAACCUCCUGAAUUUUCAAGUAGCCCAGAAAGUAAUCCAACACCUGAAGCCAGUACAGAUGAACAUGUAGAACCCCUAAAAGCCGCAGUUGAAUACUCUCCUUUGACGGUGAAGCAAUUGUCCACUAUUUUAGAAACUUCCGAGCACGGUACCACCCAGGGUACAUGCACGACUGGUGGCACAACAACAAAGUCUUCCAACAGCACAUCUGACGGUGAAGGCGAGCGUGAGAUGGGAACGCGGCUAUUGAUGCCUGUUACGGAAUUAGAGCCAGUAGAAGAACAGUCGCGUGAAUCGUCGACAAUACCAGCUGAGGUAAUGGUAUCAUUAGAAAAUAUUAAUUUGCAUGGUCAGACAAUGCCAGAAGUGAAACAUCCAACAACUGUUGGCACGCAUGAAUUGUCCAUAAAUAAAUCGAAUGUUAUCCCACAAAUUGCCAAUGUCGAACCAGCCACACCAGCUUAUAUGCGUUUACAGACGGGGUCUGAUGCGCUAGUUGCGUCUGCAGCGUUAGCGCCAGCAUUAAACUUUUCAAUAUUCGAAGAUGAACCCACUGAAGCGAUUAAGGUUAAACAAGCUGGGAAUUUUACGCGUAUUGACGAACGCGAGGAUACAGCGGCUGGCUAUGCCAUACGAAGCGUUCGUUUCCAAGAGGACAAGACUGAGACAAUGUCGAAAAUGCUAUUGCAUUCACGUUCUAUUGUAAAAUUUCAAGAAGAUAAGACGGAAACCAUACCCAAAAUGCCAAUCGCAACACCCGGCUUAGUACAGUUUGAGGCAGAAAAAACCGACACAAUGCCGAAAAUUACGCUUUCAGCACCAGUCAAAAAUCUCAGUUCGAAUUUGGAAGAUUCUUUUGAGUUUUUUGGUCAAACCCCACCGGGUAAGAGCAUAUUACAUCCAAGAUAUGAAGUUUCGGCUUUUAAGGAGUGCAUGGAGGCACGGACGCCAUUGUUGUCCUCGGCUAAACGACAUUGUGAUAUCAAUACUCCAGAUGCAGUACAGCUGAAGGCGCAGGGUUCAACACAAAAACAGGCCAUCACCACAACGACGAAAGUUACUGCAGCGGCUUUCAAAGGACCACCAUUAUUUGAGGAUGAAGUUGACAAAUUAACGUCUACAAAGCCCCAAGUACUGUUCUCAUCGACAAAACCUUUAACUUCACAAAAAGUCAUCACACAACCAACAGUGCAGAGGGUAAUUGCGCGUGAUUCCUUUUUGUCAGAAUUUUCCUAUAUUGAAGAGACCCAACCACAAUCUGCCGUCAUUCCUGCCAAAUGUGAAGGAAAAAAGAAUGAUGUAUCUAAUACCAGAACGGUGACCGAAACUGCAGUUAAUACAAAGGCACAAAAUAUCGCUAAGUGUAGCGAUUCAAAUGAACAACAAGCUAAAUCAGACUUGAGCGAUUCCUAUUUAAAUGAUUUCUCCGAAAUUAUGGACUCUCAACCUGUACAAAGUGAUAACAACUGGCUCAGAUCUGCCUCGAAAAAUAAAGCCAUGGAAACACAGAAAAAGGAUCAAGGAAACUUUUGUAAUUCGUUUCUAAAAGACUUCUCUGCUGUAAUGGAGUCCAAACCAACAGUUAAAGAAACCGAAUUUCUACAAAAGCAGUCUACAACAAAUACAGUUGCUAAAACUGAUUUCAAGCCUAAAAGUGAAUCGAGGAAUUUAGCGCUUACAAGAAACGAUGAGAAUAGAGCUAAAUUCGAUCUUGGAAAUUCUUAUUUAAAAGAUUUUUCUAUGGUGUCCGAAUCGCAACCAGUCGAAGUUCAACGGGAGCGGCAACAACCCAUGGCUACUGAUAACAAACAUAAAACGAACGAACAAAGCCAUGAAAUGGAUGCUAAAAAGCUUGAAAUCGCCAAUUAUAGUUUAAAAGAUUUUUCUGUAAUUAUGGAAUCGCAACCGGUUGUUAACGAAAGAAAGCUUGAACAGCACAUAUCUCUUUCCACGUUAUCAACAACUAAACCACUAACUAGCAAAGUCGAUAUGUCCCAACAUAUAGAAGAAAACAUUAAACCGACUUUAGGCUGUUCUUAUUUAAAUGAUUUUUCAAUUGUGCCCGAGUCACAACCCGUUGAAAACAAAAUGAAAAGUAAGAUAUGUUCAAAUCAAACAAUUGCUGAUGAGGUAUACCAAAAUUCAAAUGCCAUUCCUGCAACACAUACGAAUGAGCUUCAUCCGAAGGAGUUUUCAGUUGUUUCGAAGCCGCCCACGCUUGAAAGCGCCACCAAACGUGCACAAGAACAAUUUGAGCAACUUUAUAAAGAUGUAAAACCGGCUGCACCAGCACAACCGCUCAUGUUUCUGAAUUCCUUCAUGAAAGACUUCUCCGGAUUUCGCUGCCCUCCCGCCGAGCCAAUAAGUAGUAAGAAAACCACUACACGCUUAACGUUUCUGAACGAUUCAAAAAAAUUUAAUGAAUCUAUACAUUCAAAUCCAAUUAAUAACAGUCUUAGCAAAGAAUCGAAUAACCCUGUACAAAAUUCGAAUAAAUUACAUUUUCUUGAAAAAUCGAGGGCCAGUCUAGCCCAAGCGCCGCCAACUGAACGCUUGUCUACUGAAAAGUCUUUUGAGUUGAAUGCAGAGACUGCUAUGUUCUCCACAAACAUCAGUAUGAUUAAGAACUCCACACUCUUGCCACAAAUUGAAGUGAAUGCCUUGCAGGUGCCAUCACCAAUAAAAGAGCAGUCGCUACAUAUAAAGCAGGAGAAAAAUGAAACUUGCAAAAUCGUUGCUGUUAGUCAACAGCAACAGGAUAUCUUAAAAACGCCGCCAAAAACGAUAAACGUGUUGCCGUCAACGUUGCCAAACGUUUUGUUGCCACCAAGUUUGGCGCAAGAGCAUACAACAGCAUCAUCGACAGGUGCUGUACCGAAACAGCCAUCAGCUGUAAAGCCACAACGCGAAAGUAAAAUUCCACAACCGAUAAGUCAUACUCUACCACAAAUCAAACAGCCAAUUGAGCAUAUAGAUAUACCUGAUGUCAGUGAUCAGGACAUUGUCCAGGACGGCGAUGCCGAAAUGAGCAUAUAUUUUAAGCAUACGCCGAAAACGCCGAAAAUACAACAACACAUAUGGACUGAAAGUUCGCCCUCGCCCAAAACACCAUCACAGAAUAUAUAUGUUCAUCGGGAAGUAGAUCUAAAUGUCACAAAUCAAAUUAUAGACAACGUGAACGUUGAUCCCCAAGUUAAUCCUUUUAAUGGCUAUUUGCAAAGUGCCUUCUUGGAGCAAAUUGAGUUCAGUAAUUAUAUUGAAGAAUUGCCAAGUUGUAUGCUAGUUGGUCACGUGUCACGUCUAAAUUACGGUGCUAAAAUCAAGGUUAACGAUGUUGAAUUUGAUGUUUUAAAGUUAAUCGGAGAGGGCGCAUAUGGCGCUGUGUAUUGUGGAACACAUAAUAAGACUGGCAAAAAGUAUGCGCUCAAACAGGAACGUCCACCGAAUUUUUGGGAAUACUACAUAUGCUUGGAAGUGCAUAGUCGUUUAAAUUCGGAAGAUUUGGUUUCGGCUUUCAUGAGCAUCGAUUAUGCGCUGAUUGGCAAUAAUGCCAGUAUCCUGAUAUCACCGUUUUCUGUUCAUGGCUCGCUAAUAACUGUAUGCAAUAAGGUGAAAAAACAUACAUUAAGAAAUGUCGAUGAGUAUGUAGUGAUGAUAUUAACUUGUGAGCUGCUCAGCAUCAUUGAUCAUUUGCACGCCAUUAAUAUUAUACAUGCAGACAUUAAAGCUGAUAAUUUCAUUUUAAUGAAGAACUUGGAUUAUACCAGUACCCAGUACGCAUUGCAGCUAAUAGAUUUUGGUGUAUCAAUUGAUAUGAAAUUAUUCAAAUCCGGCCAAACGUUUAAUUAUGUACACAAUGAAAACGCUUUCAAGUGUGUCGAGAUGCGUGAAGGCCGCCCUUGGACGUAUCAGCUGGACUUAUACGGUUUGGCAGGUGUCAUACAUGUUUUACUCUUCGGUAAAUUCAUGGACAUUGCGCAACGCCCUAGUGGUAUAUGGAUGCAUAAGACACAUGUGCCACGUUAUAUUAAUCGCACGUUGUGGGAUACAAUAUUUCAGUCCUUACUGAAUGUGCGCGACUGUGAAACGAUGCCGAAUUUGCAAAAUUUGCGCGCACUUAUUAAAGAAGAAAUAGCUGCGAAGGAGAAAUUCGUUAUGAGGAAAAUUGCAGAGUUUAAUUCGGCUUUAAGUGCUUGAAAGUAUAGAAAUUGGUUUAUUUGUUCACAGCAAUCAUAUUGUAACUAUUUUUGUAUUACAAUUAAUAAAUUUACUUUAUUAUAUGCACGUUUUUA